AUAGGAAACCAAGGGCCCGAAGCCGCCCUAAGCCGAGUGUUUUACCGCCUUACGAUUCUUUUUUCCCCGGGUUUCCUACUUCUAUAAUUUGAUUGGUGCGAACAGCAUAGCAUACCCGCACAGCACGCCCGUCAGCCAUGGUAGUUGGCGUUCUCGCUUUACAGGGCUCUUUUAACGAACACAUUGCAGCUCUUAGGAAGCUAGGAGUGAAGGGGGUGGAAAUUAGGAAGCCGGAGCAGCUUCAGAAUGUGAGCUCUCUUAUCAUUCCCGGUGGUGAAAGCACCACCAUGGCCAAGCUCGCCGAGUACCAUAACCUGUUUCCUGCCUUGCGUGAGUUUGUUAAAAUGGGAAAGCCUGUGUGGGGGACCUGCGCAGGUCUUAUCUUCUUGGCAAACAAAGCUGUUGGGCAGAAAAUAGGAGGACAAGAUCUAAUUGGUGGGCUUGAUUGCACUGUUCAUAGAAAUUUCUUUGGUAGUCAGAUUCAAAGCUUUGAGGCUGAGCUUUUAGUGCCAGAGCUUGCUUCUAAGGAAGGUGGUCCUGAGACAUUUCGUGGAAUUUUCAUUCGUGCUCCUGCAGUCCUUGAAGUGGGACCAGAAGUUGAAGUUCUGGUUGAUUAUUCUGUACCGUCUAACAAGGUGUUAUAUUCAAGUUCUACCGUUGAAAUUCAAGAGGAGAAUGUUAUGCCCGACACGAAAGUGAUUGUUGCUGUAAAACAAGGGAAUUUGCUAGCGACUGCUUUCCAUCCUGAAUUGACUGCAGAUACUCGAUGGCAUAGUUACUUCUUGAAGAUGGGGAGUGAGCUUGGAGAAGCGUCUUCUAGUAACAUUGUUGCAGUUGGAGGAGAGGGUCAGAGUUCCAACCUUCAAUCAAAAGCUGAUCUUCCUAUAAUUCUAUAGUGGCUGUGAGAUAACUAUAGACUUUCUUUUUCACAUAUUUUGAAACCCUUUUCUUUAUGGUUAGCCUUUUUACAUAUGUGAUCUCAAAAUCUUUUAAAUAGUAGUCCCCAUGUGCAAAGGCCAAAGAUUCUUCUUAUGCCAUUAUUGAAGUUGGAUAUCUUAUAUGGUGUAUAUAUUGUUUAAAGUUAUCUUCUAAAAAAGAUAAAGCAACUUUCUGGUUGUGUCUA
Mangifera indica (mango) is the source of this 1123-nucleotide messenger RNA. RefSeq names its product probable pyridoxal 5'-phosphate synthase subunit PDX2. Gene Ontology annotation, molecular function: glutaminase activity. Gene Ontology annotation, biological process: pyridoxal 5'-phosphate biosynthetic process; pyridoxine metabolic process. Gene Ontology annotation, cellular component: glutaminase complex; cytosol. The transcript has 7 exons. Lineage: Eukaryota; Viridiplantae; Streptophyta; Magnoliopsida; Sapindales; Anacardiaceae. The record is from RefSeq and is a predicted model, not a curated record. The coding region runs from base 138 to 896 and encodes 252 amino acids.